AUGAAUUUUGAUGAAAUCCUCUCUGUUAUCGGAGGCUUUGGGAAGUUCCAGAAGAUCUUAUAUGUGUGGAUCUGUCUACCUCAGAUCUUUCUGGCAUUCCACAUGCUGGUCUCAGUCUUCACCGGGGCAGUCCCUCCUCAUUUAUGCCGCUUUCCCGGGCUCUCAGCGGGGACUCCAGCCUCUUCAAACUUCAGCCUUCUAACCACUCCUGAUGGACAACCUGGCCUGUCCUGCAACGUCCCUUUAAACCACAGCAGUGCUGAAUCUCUUGGCAAUGGACAUCCUACUGUGAGCUGCCAGGAGGGCUGGGAGUACAGCAAGGACACAUUUCAAAACACUAUAGUAACUGAGUGGGACCUGGUGUGCGAUAAUGCCAGCCUGAACAAUGUGGGCUCAUCUAUCUACAUGUUUGGCCUUCUUGUUGGAGCGGUUGUGUUUGGACACUUGGCUGAUAAAUACGGUCGCAGGAUAAUUAUCCUUGUCAACCUGGCUAGCCAGGCUAUCUUUGGAGUCGCUGCUGCUUUCGCACCUAAUUUCUACAUCUACACUGCCCUUCGCUUUAUGGUUGGAACAUCCAUCUCUGGUGUUAUCAUGAAUGCCUUUGUCCUUGGCACAGAAUGGACCGGAUCAAAACAGAGGAUGUUGGCGGGUAUAAUCACAGACUACUUCUUUGGCUUUGGCUACAUUUUUCUGGCCGGUGUGGCAUAUCUCAUAAGAGACUGGCGUAAACUGCAGUUGGCUAUAUCCGCACCUGGCUUCCUCUUUAUUUUCUACAUCUGGGUUUUGCCAAAGUCUGCUCGCUGGUUAAUGGCCAAUGACAGGACAGAAGAAGCAUGGAAACUGAUCCAGAAGGCAGCGCAGAUAAACGGGAAGCCCCUCAUUAAAGACCUGGAGAUGUGUCAGGUCUGUAAAACCGAAGAGAAAACUGUGGCGAAGAACAAACACUCGUUCCUUGACCUUGUUCGAACACCAAGAAUGAGGAAGCACUCUCUGAUUGUCUUUUAUCUGUGGUUUGUCAAUGUCCUUGUGUACUAUGGCCUGUCCCUCAACAUUUCUGACUUUGGAAUGAAUAUAUACCUGACUCAGAUGAUUUUUGGUCUGGUUGAGAUGCCUGCACGCACAAUCACCCUGUUCACCCUGAACCGCUCCCGUAAGAUCUCCCAGCUAGCUUUCUUAGCAGUUGGAGGCACUGCCUGUCUGCUCACCAUCUUCAUCCCCGAUGAUUUGUCUGUCAUCAGAACGGUUUUGGCCAUGAUUGGAAAGUUUGGAAUCACAGCCUCUCUGUCUAUUAUUUAUGUGUAUUCUGCUGAGGUGUUCCCUACUGUUAUAAGACAAAAUGGGAUUGGUAUAGGCUCUAUGUGUGCUCGCACUGGUGGCGUCUUGGCUCCCAUGAUGUACCUUCUGAGGGGGAUCAGUCCUCACGCUCCCAUGGUUCUGUGUGGCCUCUGUCCCCUGUUGGGUUCAGCCCUCACAAUGCUGCUUCCUGAGACGGCCAACAGGCCGCUGCCUGAUAGCAUUGAAGACGUUGAGGGAUCCAAUCACAGUGAGGAGGACAGCUGUCUUAAGCCAGCCAUCUUCAAUAACUCUAUGAAGACCAUCAACAUCUGCAACACCAGUAUGGACUGAAACACAACCACAGACCACAGACAUUCUGUGUGUUUUCUAUGACUGGUCUAGUCUAUGCUUCCAGUGGAAGUCAUGAUGAGACUUAGGUCCUGUAAGUCACCCUAACUCUGAAGAUUUAUAUCACAGUUUUUAUUUCAUUUGUUUUC
Pelmatolapia mariae (spotted tilapia) is the source of this 1772-nucleotide messenger RNA. RefSeq lists its product as uncharacterized. The coding region runs from base 1 to 1626 and encodes 541 amino acids. NCBI's taxonomy places the organism in Eukaryota, Metazoa, Chordata, Actinopteri, Cichliformes, Cichlidae. Gene Ontology annotation, cellular component: membrane. The record is from RefSeq and is a predicted model, not a curated record. Gene Ontology annotation, biological process: transmembrane transport. Gene Ontology annotation, molecular function: transmembrane transporter activity. The transcript has 10 exons.